UGCAGAUGGAUCUCCAGUUAUUCCUUCAAUCUGUGAGGGCAAGCCAACAACAGCUUGAUUUUUAUGAGACGGAAUCUCAGCCAAACUGGUUGAAAAUGCUGGGGAAAGGAGGUGGGGUUCAAUCCACCCCCUUAGUCAUUCUGAACCAUGAUGGCUGAUGAGCUGGAGGAGAGAGAUUUGCAGAAAUUCCUGAGGGAUGUGGAUGAAAUUGCCAAUUUGGUUCAAGGCUUGAACUCCACAGACCCAGCUGUCCAGGAAAAAGCCAUCUCUGAUACAGAGAAAAGACUUCAUAUCCAGGAGGUGAGAGAUGAUGGAGAAUGCAAGACCAAGUUGAACAGAACAGUUGUUAACUCACAAGAUGCGGCCACACGGAAUAUGGAGACAGUGAGACGAGACAGCUUCAUGUCCGCAUUAGAGAGAGAUGCAAAAGAACGAGCCAAAAGAAGGAAGAAAAAUGAACGUUUGGCGAAUGCCCUUAAAGAGAAGGGAAAUGAUGCAUUCAGUAAAGGAGACUAUGCCACAGCUAUCCAGCGAUACACUGAGGGGCUGGAGAAACAGAAGGAUAUGCAGGUGCUGUACACGAACAGAGCACAGGCUCACAUGAAGUUGCAGGAGUACAAGAAAGUAAUCAAUGAUUGUGAAUGGGCUUUAAAGUGCAACGAAAAAUGUAUUAAAGCCUAUUUCCACAUGGGAAAAGCUCAUCUGGCCCUGAAGGACUACAAUGAGUCCAGGAAGUCCUAUCAGAAGAUCUUAGAAAUUGAUCCCCAAAAGGAAAGUCUAUUUAAAGACUGCAUGAAUGAAGUAGACUUACAGGAAAGAAAAGCAAAAGAGGAAGAGAAAGCUCUGGAGGAAUUUCAGUCUGGAAAGUAUACUGCUGUGUCUGUGAAAGAGCUGCUCCAGAAACUCAAUCAACCUGACCAGAAUAUCCUUUAUUAUGCCGGCGGGAUUAGAGUUUUGACUGAAUCAAUAAAAGAUUGCACUGAACAAACUUUAUUUAGAACAAACAAUGGAUUCAGUAUCAUCAGCGACAAUAAGGUCAUAAGACGGGGCCUCGCUGUAGCAAAGGAAAACACUGCCGAAGCGGAAUUGUCAAUUUCUCUUCUCAUCCUCUGGCAAGCAGUCUGUGCUGGGAACGAGGAGAAUCAGCGAUUGCUGUUAACUCACCCUGAUGUGAAUGUGCAGCUUCCCGUGCUGCUAUCCUCUGCCGUGCCUGAGAUCCAGAAGCAGAGCUUGGCAUUGCUGUCUCUGUACUCUCAGACCGAGAAUGGAAGAGGUCUGCUGAUCAGGCACCAGAACCUAACCAAGUGGCUGCAGAUACUGAUUGCAUUCGUCAAUGUUAUGGAUGACAGGGCUAGCUGUGCCAUGAACCUGCUAUCUAACCUAAUCAAGGAGGAAAAGUUCAAAAUCCAGUGUCGUAUCAAACUUUCUACAAGUGUUUUGCCUCUGUUCGCACAGUUGUUGAAAACCGUCAAACAGGUGAACCAGCCAGCCCUCACCCAGUGCAUUGGCAUCAUGGGGGACCUGUGUGCUGAUGUAGUCAUCCGACUGCAGAUGGCUGAAAACCAGGAAUGCUGGCAGGCCUGUUUAAAGCUUGUGGAUGAGUGUUGCUCCACUGGCAACUCUGCAGGAUACCAAGAAUGUUUGUUCACAGUGCUGGGCCUGAUGAUGAACUUAUCCCUGGAAUCAAAUUUGGUCAUUCAGGAGCAUGCUGUGGAUGUUAGCAGGAGAUGUUUAUCUCUGCUUGGCAGUAAAGAUGGAAGGAUUGUGACGAGAGCCAUCGGGGUUCUAAGUCACAUCUUGCCAGCGAGCUCGAUGGCAGUAGACGAGGCAGUGACAGGAGGUGUGGUGAAGAAAAUGCUUAGAUUCUUGAAGGCUGGUGGACAGAUCACAUCCUGUUAUGCUAUAAAGACCCUUGCUGUCUGUACUCAAAGCAACAACCAGGCUCGAGAGGAGGUGGUGAAGUCAGAUAAAAAGUUUGAUGUGCUGCUGAAGCUCUUGGCCUCAGAGAACGAGAUGGUGGUGGGGAAUGCUGCUUUUUGCCUCAGCAAAUGCUUCGAAGUACCUGGAGCUGCUUCGUCCCUGCUGAAUUCCAACAUUGUGAUGAUCUUAUUGAAACAUGCAGGUGGUGAAGCCAAGAAAACCUCAGUGCAAGAGAACGCGGCAGUUGCUUUAGGAAAGCUCUGCGCUGCCGAGCCAAGGCAUAUUCUUCAACUGCGGGAGCUCAAUGGAAUGGCAAUCCUUAACUCAUCUAUGAAAUACGUGCAAGGUCUUUGAAUUCCCCAAAUGUUUUUGGAUAUAGGUUGUUAAUACUGUAGUAUUCCAUUUGCUGUUGCUUGUUCCUUCUCUAAUAAAAUUUGUUCAAAGAGACUA
Messenger RNA from Trachemys scripta elegans, 2370 nucleotides. It is a transcript of the gene TTC12, whose product is annotated as tetratricopeptide repeat domain 12. Bases 148 to 2274 code for a protein of 708 amino acids. NCBI's taxonomy places the organism in Eukaryota, Metazoa, Chordata, Testudines, Emydidae. The record is from RefSeq and is a predicted model, not a curated record. Gene Ontology annotation, molecular function: protein binding. The transcript is spliced from 22 exons.